GCCUGCCGCCAUUGCUUUGGAUGCCUCAAGAAUCAGGAUCGACUAGGUUUCUCUUUUAGAUGUAGGGGCUGUUCGGUUGAACUUGUGGAAGACUGGUCUUUCUCGGAUGCAGGCUUCCGAUUCGCGGUGCGGUCAAUUGGUAUGACACAUUUUAUUUUUCUUGAUGAAGCUUUGAUUGAUUGGCUGCAAGGAGUGUUGCAGGUGGCAUUGAUGCAGGGUUGGAAGUUUUCUGGGAAAGAUGUGAGACGCAGCGGGUCUCGAGUGAUUCAUGUUGGGGGUGUUCUUAAG
This is a messenger RNA of Linum tenue, 288 nucleotides long. Lineage: Eukaryota; Viridiplantae; Streptophyta; Magnoliopsida; Malpighiales; Linaceae. The record is from the annotation of a GenBank genome assembly.